UCCCGCUUCCGGCCGGUCUUCGUUCCGCUUCCGGUCCGACACUGGAGUCAUUGCUGAGGGUCACAUUGAGCUUCCAGGGGCUUCAGGAGCGUCUUUAGGUGAGUGUAGGGGGCUCGGGGGCCCUGGAACCCCAGCCUGGGGAACUGUGGAGCCCGACCCUUGCUUCCCGGAGAACGAGGAGUCAGCACUAUGGCAGAGGACAUCAAGACCAAAAUCAAGAACUACCAGACUGCUCCUUUUGACAGCCGCUUCCCCAACCAGAACCAGACGAGGAACUGCUGGCAGAACUACCUGGACUUCCACCGCUGUGAGAAGGCAAUGACUGCUAAAGAGGGUGACGUCUCCGUGUGUGAAUGGUACCGGCGUGUGUACAAGUCCCUCUGCCCCAUAUCCUGGGUGUCAGCCUGGGACGACCGCCGGGCAGAAGGCACGUUUCCUGGGAAGAUCUGAACUGGCUCCACCCCACCUUCUCUGUCCUCCGUCCUUCUCCCCAGGGUGGUGAAGGGGGACCUGGGUACAUAGUGAUGCCCACCCUGGGGUCCUGAAUCAUGGCUUAACUAAUAAUAAAUACUCGUUGGAAGAGUGUAA
Molecule: messenger RNA, 588 nt
Organism: Balaenoptera acutorostrata (minke whale)
Lineage: Eukaryota; Metazoa; Chordata; Mammalia; Artiodactyla; Balaenopteridae
Product: cytochrome c oxidase subunit 6B1
Exons: 4
Coding region: 190-450 (86 amino acids)
Cellular component (GO): mitochondrion; respiratory chain complex IV; mitochondrial inner membrane
Source: RefSeq, a predicted model, not a curated record